AUGUCCUUCAUGGUUAAGAAAUCGACCAUAUCCAUCGGUGCGCCUUGGGAAUCGUCCAUAACUACCACUACCAUCGUCGGGCGUGUAUCUCCAUACCGCCUGAAAUGUACCCCCUCUGGCAACCAUUUCACAGGCGGUAUGAGUCCCCUUGCAAAAGCCAAAUAUCAGUUCCACAUCACUCGUCCCGUGGAUCAUGAGUUAUCCGUGGAUUAUCUGGCUGGAGUCCGUAAUCUGGAAAUAUUGCAAGAGGAAGUCAGUAAAACAGGCAACCACAAAAACAUGGUGAUCGACGACUACACUGGUAAAAUGAUUCGCUUUGUAAAAAACAUAUUCACUGUUCGUGACCGCACAAUUCCUGACUCUCCUCACGGAGAGGCUGCAGAUAACGCUCCAAAGAUGGACGACGAAACAAAGAAUUGGCCAAUUCCGGAUGAGUUUGCACACGACUUUGACGGAUUGAAGUAUAGCAUGGCGGCUGAGUUGUUGCCUCUCUACCAUGAGGGUCACUUGGUAGAGCCAAGACACGCCAACCAGAUCAUAAACGGUGCAAUCGUGGAGGUACAAUUCAGCAUUCAGCACUGGCGCAUCAAAGACUUCGAUAGCUUCCAAGCCACUGCACAAAAGGUGACAGUUUUGAGGCUCGGGCCUGUUCACAUUCCAUCUAACUACAAACGCGCCAACCCGGAGGCUGAUCUUGACGAACAGCCUAAGACGAAGAAACCGCGAUAUAACGCAGAGGCCGGUUCAUCAAAGGAUGGAUAA
This is a messenger RNA of Suillus paluster, 762 nucleotides long. RefSeq lists its product as uncharacterized. The record is from RefSeq and is a predicted model, not a curated record. The transcript is spliced from 3 exons. NCBI's taxonomy places the organism in Eukaryota, Fungi, Basidiomycota, Agaricomycetes, Boletales, Suillaceae. The coding region runs from base 1 to 762 and encodes 253 amino acids.